Messenger RNA from Ascoidea rubescens DSM 1968, 1245 nucleotides. It is a transcript of the gene KEI1, whose product is annotated as Kei1p. Gene Ontology annotation, molecular function: inositol phosphoceramide synthase regulator activity. Gene Ontology annotation, biological process: inositol phosphoceramide metabolic process. The record is from RefSeq and is a predicted model, not a curated record. Lineage: Eukaryota; Fungi; Ascomycota; Saccharomycetes; Ascoideales; Ascoideaceae. The coding region runs from base 39 to 1085 and encodes 348 amino acids. The transcript has 2 exons. Gene Ontology annotation, cellular component: Golgi membrane; inositol phosphoceramide synthase complex.
GCUGCUUCUACUUCCUUUCACAAUGGGUGCCUUGAUACAUGUUUUGCCUAUUGUAUGUGUGUUUUGCUGCUAAAUUUUUAGGUAUUUUGCCUCUAUAUAUUGGUAUGGAGAUCAUAUUGGGAAUUGCCAUAUUAAAUAAGUUUUCUGGAGUUUAUGGGAUCUUGUCGAUAUUCACUGGCCAUCCAAUUAAUUUCUUUCAAUGGUUUUUGAAUCUCUCCUCAAUUAUUAUACUACCAUUUUACAUCAACGCUUUGAAAUAUGUUAAAAAGCCACACUUAGGUAAAUUUUCCUUGGUUUGUUGCGUUUUCUUGUUUGAUACUUUAUUAUCCAUCUUAUUCAUUAUUUAUUUUGCAUUAUAUUGGUUUGAAACUGAAUCUUCAAAAACUGUACCUUUACCAGCUUCUGCAACUUCUACAUCAGUACCUGAUAUCAAUAAAAUUGAAGAUAAAUUCGAUAAUGUUGAAAUUGAUAUUGGAAAUGAUAAUAAAAUUAAUGAUAAUAAUAAUAUUGGUAAUAAAGUACAAGCUAAAAAAAGAGAUUAUACCUCAAUUUCAGCAACUAUCUCUUUAAAUAAUAUUUUAGCCACUCCUACUACUUCUCACGUUAUUAACACGGCGAUUGCAACAGCGGUAUCAAAGAUUGAUGAAAACUUAGCAUCUCAAUCGGCUUCUCAAACUUAUGAAUUUGCAAUUACUUUAAUGACUUCAAUUAUAAUCUCUGCUAUAAGAAUUUAUUUCUCAUUAAUCGUGUUGAGUUUUACAAGAGCUUUGUUAAAAUCCUCAAAAUACGGCGUCAAUUCGGAUGAUUAUAAUAAUUACAGAAACAGAAAUAAUAAUGAUAAUGAUAAUAAUGCAAAUGGUUCUGAUAACCUUCAUAGUAAUCAAAUUGGUGAAAACCAAUAUGAUUCUUUAUUAUCGAACACCAAUAAUGAUAAUGCUAAUAAUACUAAUAGCAAUAACAAUAAUAGUAAUAUUCUAUCAGGUAAUGGCAUUAAAGACACGGUAUUGAACUAUUCUAGUGCAUUCAUAACAAAAUUAGAAGACAGAAGUGUUGAUUUUAUUGUUUGGUUAUUUGAUGAACAAUAAAUGAGAAAAAAAAUAUCAAGUACAAACUUUAUUCAUAUGAACUCAUUAAUCAAAACCUUUAAUAAACGGAUACUUUUAUUUUUUUAUUUUUCCAAAAUUACCAUAAAACUUUAAUUCUGAUCCUUUCAUAAGCGGAAUACUAUUAAUCUUAAUUAUUUUC